This is a messenger RNA of Rhipicephalus sanguineus (brown dog tick), 1982 nucleotides long. RefSeq names its product maternal embryonic leucine zipper kinase. Gene Ontology annotation, molecular function: ATP binding; protein serine/threonine kinase activity; tau-protein kinase activity. The coding region runs from base 29 to 1897 and encodes 622 amino acids. Gene Ontology annotation, cellular component: cytoplasm. The transcript has a single exon. NCBI's taxonomy places the organism in Eukaryota, Metazoa, Arthropoda, Arachnida, Ixodida, Ixodidae. The record is from RefSeq and is a predicted model, not a curated record. Gene Ontology annotation, biological process: intracellular signal transduction; protein phosphorylation; microtubule cytoskeleton organization.
GCAGUUCGCCACCUACAGUCGCGGAGCCAUGGAACCAUUCGAGGACGAAUUGAACGGGCAGUACACUCUGCUCGAAACCAUCGGCUCAGGCGCCUUUGCCAAGGUAAAGCUUGCCGUCCACGUCCUGACGGGCGAGAAAGUCGCGAUCAAGAUAAUAGGCAAAUGCUCCCUCGGAAUGGACUUGCGUCGCGUGAAUCUGGAAAUAGCCGCGUUGAAGGACUUCGCCCACCAGAACAUCUGCAGACUCUACCAAGUGAUCGAGACGAGCUACAGGAUAUACCUCGUCCUCGAGUACUGUCCCGGUGGCGAGCUCUUCGACUACGUCGUGCAGCGGAAGCGACUCGACGAGGACGAGGCGAGGCAUUUCUUUCGACAGAUCGUUUCCGCCGUAGCUUACGUCCACCGGCGGGGAUACGCGCACAGGGACUUGAAACCUGAGAACUUGCUCCUGGACGCGGACUGCAACGUAAAGCUAAUCGAUUUCGGACUAUGCGCGAAGCCCAGGACAGGGAUGGCCGCCAGCUUGAGAACGUCCUGCGGUAGCGCCGAGUACGCUGCACCCGAGCUCCUCGCUGGCCGAAAGUACGCAGGAUCCGGGGCUGACAUCUGGAGCAUGGGAGUCCUGCUUUACGUGCUUCUUUGUGGCCGCCUUCCUUUCAACGCCGAUAAUAUGGCCGUCCUUAUCAGGAUUAUUCAACGGGGCAAGUAUAACUGCCCCGAUUACCUGUCUGACAGGUGCGUAAACCUGCUAUCCCGGAUGAUGGCUACCUCUCCUGACCGGCGAAUCACAAUGGCGCAGCUCGUCAACCACCCGUGGCUCGUCGAAGGCUACGGGAGUCCCGUAAGCGUGGAGAGCACUUGUUCGGGGUCUCUUCUAGAUGAUGAAGUGGUCGCAGAAAUGGCUGUUGCCUGUGGUCGUCCCAAAAAUUCCGUGACUGCCGAAAUUAACCGGCGAAAGUGUGACUACGUGGCCGCUACGUACCAGUUACUCGUCGAGAAAAAGAACCGAGGAGAGACCGUUCGGCUUUUGCUUCCGGUACACCACCCUAGAACAACGACGCCUAGCGUAAGCUCACUCAGACGUGUGGUCAAGCGACCCACAGGCAGAACUUUCCUCCGCUGGUCACCCCUGUGCAACUUGAUGGAACGCUGUAUGGAACCACUCGCGCUGGUCAAGGAUAAUGUCAACGGGAUUCGCGCCCGCCUACCACUGCGAAAGUCUAAAGAGCUGCGAGAGGGUCACUUUGAUUCGCCAAAGGACGACAAGAACGCCUCCAGCCAGUCUGACCUCCCGACGCCUGCGAGGAAGGGACACAAAGGCACGCAGGACGUGUUGGUGCUGCUGAAUGUCGAAGGUGAGACUCUCAGUGUUAGCACUUCGAUAGCCACCGAGAGCCCGCAACAGCCGGGCGCCAACUUGCGACAAGGUCAUCGCAUAUCUCCUGACUGCGACAAGACGGUCGGAUCUUCGUCGCCACGUUUCGGCUGUUCGGCCAAGAACGUGUUUAGCUUCAUAGAAAAAGGAAUCUGCCGAACGCGCCUGAUGCUGAAGUCUCGCCAGGGGUCACGAUCCGGAUCGCUCCAGAACGGUCCUAGGAAGGUCGAAGUAGCGCGGAACGUCUCCAGCGUGCCAGCAACGCUGACGCCAGAUCAAAUACUCGACUGCUUGCGAGCUGCGCUGCAGCGAAUAGGAAUCGUGUGCAAGCAGGAGCAGCACACUCUUUGGGGUAAAGUGCUCGACGACCGAGGCAAGGUUCAGCUGACCUUCGAGCUCGAGAUUGUCGAGGUGCCGCAGCCCGGUCUAUUGGGAAUCAGCCGUAAGCGUCUGAACGGCAACUCCUGGCACUACAAGCGCGUCUGUGAGGAAGUGCUGAAGAUUAGUGCCGCUCUGCUGUAGCGCCCGUACAAUCCUGUGUUUAGUCUUGAAGGAAGAAUUCUUCAAGUACCUUAUCGACUUUCUAAAUAAAAUACCCUGGACAUAA